AUGCACAAUCUAAAUUUAAUAUAUUGAGUUUUUCAAAAUCUUUCGCACAAUAUCUCCUAAUAAAUACCUAUUUGCAACAUACAUGUUGUUCUAUUAACUCAGAUCAGCUGGUGAUGUGGAGAACAGAUUAUGCGAAGAGGUUUUAAUUUAGGCAUGUUUAGGAGCAUGUGAUGGUUGCAUCUAUUUCUGUGUUUUGAAAUGCUUUUAAAACAGUAAUAAUGAACAAAAUGCCGCAAAUAUUAAAUAAACUAAUCAAUACAACACAUUACUUUAGAUGUAAUAAAUUUUUGCCAGCUUUCUCGGUAGUAAGAAAUAUGGCUACAGUGAAACGAUUUUAUAGAAGAACAAAUAUACUUUCAAGUGGGGAUAAGUUUGAGAUUACAUUGGAUCAAAGGAAGCUGAAGACACCUCAGGGUAGGGUAUUCGAAGUAAAUAGCAAGCCCCUGGCUUUAGCAGUGGCUGCCGAAUGGGAUGCACAGAAGGAGAUCAUUGACAGAGGAAGUAUGCAUUUGACAUCCUUAUGCAAUACCGUAUUGGACAAUCCACAUAAUUAUACCAAGAUAGAUCUGGUCAAUCAUAUAGUGAACUGUUUAGAAAUGGAUACAAUUUUAUUUUAUUCAAGUGAUGUGGAUGAAUUAUAUCAGUUACAAAUUGAAAAGUGGGAGCCUAUAUUUCGUUGGUUUUGUGAAAACUACGAUGUGGACAUUGCAAGAACUCAGGGUAUAGAAGCACCUACUGUAUCUGUAGAAACUAAAACUGCUUUAACAAAGCAUUUAUUGUCCUAUAAUUUUAAUAGUAUUUAUGGUGUUGUGUAUGCAGUAGAUGGAUUAAAAUCGGUUAUCCUGACUCUUGCGACAGUUGCAAGAGUAAUUAACGUCUUGGAAGCUGUAAAUCUUUCACGACUAGAAGAAGAAUAUCAGAUCUCUCAUUGGGGUAAUGUAGAAUGGCAUCACGAGUAUAGCAAACAUGACUUACAAGCGCGUCUAUCGGCGGCAAUGUUAUUUGUAUACUUAAACUCUCAUUCCGCUACUUCGCGACUCAAAAACGACGCCCCUAAUGUAAGCUAAUCCUAUUUCGAUCAUUAAAGAAUCACUACGUCAAUAGAUAUAAAAUUUGUAAGAACAACGUGUUUGCUGCAAUAUAACAUUGUAACAUCGAUACCAAUUGAUUACUCCCUUGGUGCUAAUUAAUAAGAGCUGGGAGGAAUCUGCUAUAUCCAUCAAGGAUUACUUCUAGCGAUAAAUCAGACAGGAAUGGAACAAUCAGGUCCGACCCACUCUUUUGUACAAAUACAACUGAAAAAUCGAUGAAUAAUUACUUACAUAAUAUUAUGUAACA
This is a messenger RNA of Nylanderia fulva, 1338 nucleotides long. Its product is annotated as ATP synthase mitochondrial F1 complex assembly factor 2 homolog l(2)k14505. Lineage: Eukaryota; Metazoa; Arthropoda; Insecta; Hymenoptera; Formicidae. The record is from RefSeq and is a predicted model, not a curated record. Gene Ontology annotation, biological process: mitochondrial proton-transporting ATP synthase complex assembly. Gene Ontology annotation, cellular component: mitochondrion.